GCAACCCUAGGACGACUAUCUCUCAUAUAGUAUUUUCCCAUGAACCAAAAAUACAAGAUCACCUAAUCAAAGAAGUGAUCUGUAGUCGUUGGUUCAUGUCAUUUGCAGAUACUACACAGGAACCAAUGACGUCUCUUCUUGACUUGAAUGACGAUUGUCUCUUCGAAAUAUUCAAGUAUCUCAACCUCAUGGAAACAUUUAAUGUACUCGAUCUUCGCAAUUCUCGACUUACGGGGAUCGCACGUCAAAGAAUCGCCACAUUCAAGGAGCUAAAUAUUCAAAUACGAGAACUUCCGAACUUCGCAUGGACGCAGCUAAAAAUUAUCGGUAAGAAUUUGCGCAUCUUCAGUUUAAUCGUAGGCUAUUCAAUACCAACGCAAACGGUGCUAAAUAUUAUAAAGCCACUUUGUCAGGGAGCUGCCUUAACUGCACAACUGCGAGAAUUUUCGCUUAAUUAUGUCUACUUUAAUGAAGAAUUCUGCCAGUGUAUCGGGGAUGCUGUGACAAAAGUCCAGAGAGUAAAUUUAAGCUACUGCCAACUUACGGAUGAGAUCCUAUCCGAAUUCCUCAAGAAGUGUGUUAGCUUAAGAGAGUUAUAUAUUUUGGGAAAUUAUACGCUAAACGGCGAUUUUCUACGCAAUUUUCACACGCCUUCCUUACGGACAAUCAGGCUGGAAUUGCAUGCGGCAUGGACUUUCCCCCUUGGAGAAUUCAAAACCAAAUAUCCAAACAUUCUAUUGAUAACAACGUGAUUUUCUGGGUGAUUAUAGACAAUUUUUACAAACUUGUUUAAUAUUCGGUGCAACGAAAGAGGAAAAUAAAAUAAACAAAUAAGGAUAACUCAAAAUAUGAA
Molecule: messenger RNA, 853 nt
Organism: Rhagoletis pomonella (apple maggot)
Lineage: Eukaryota; Metazoa; Arthropoda; Insecta; Diptera; Tephritidae
Exons: 3
Coding region: 96-752 (218 amino acids)
Source: RefSeq, a predicted model, not a curated record